This is a messenger RNA of Cyclocybe aegerita, 600 nucleotides long. NCBI's taxonomy places the organism in Eukaryota, Fungi, Basidiomycota, Agaricomycetes, Agaricales, Hemipholiotaceae. The record is from the annotation of a GenBank genome assembly.
AUGGUUCUCCCAACAAACGCGUCAUAUCUCGCAGAGGACGGCCAUAUUUCGUCCCCCCGCCCGUCGUCUUUGCGAUUGCCCGUCAUCUUCCGCCGGCUGCACAGACUGCAACAGAUGGAUUUUGAACUAGCAGCCUGGCAGUUGACCUAUCUGUGUCUUGCGCCGCGGAGAGUAUACCGCAAUGUGUACUUUCAUAAACAAACCAAAAAUACAUGGGCAAGAGACGACCCAGCAAUUCUGGUCCUCAUUGGAGCUUGUCUGUGUGUGUCGGCUAUUGCAUGGAGUGUCGUCUACUCGUACGGUCUCAUGGAGAUGUUAAACUUAGCACUUUUUAUGAUUUUGAGGGACUUCCUGCUGUCAGGCAUUCUCGUGGCGACUAUCAUAUGGCUAACUGCAAAUGGCUUGCUUCUUUCCCCUCCUUCUCAUUCAACACCGGCGGAUUCACGAGUCGAAUGGGCAUAUGCCUUCGAUGUCCACACCAACGCCUUCUUUCCACUGUAUCUCACCCUUUAUCUCGCCCAGCUUCCCCUUCUUCCUAUCAUCCUAAAAGAGAACUGGGUAUGCCUAUGGGUUGGCAACACGCUCUACCUUGCCGCGUAA